CCUGCCUCCGCCCCUGAGGGAUCUUUGUAUCCUCUUCUUGCAGAGACACCACGAUGACCCCCGAAGGCUCAUCACCGCUACCCUCAGCCUCCAGCCGCGCUCCUGUGGCGACUUCUCUGCGGCUGACCCAGAGAAAACUGGGAGAGCACAGCUCUGCCCCAGCAGGCUUGGGCUGCGCAGUGAAGACACGCAUGGAAACCAGUGGCGCCGGAUGUCAGGAAGCGCUCUGCUGGCUGGAAACAGCCUUGUAGCAAAGAACCCUCUGGGAAGCGCUUCCCACACACGGUCAAGCUCAGCGCUGAGCAGAGUGGCGCAACUGGAAAGCAAAAUCAUGAAUCGGAAGAAACAGCUGGAAUUGCAAGUCACCGACUUGGGCCAGAAGCCUUUGGAUGAGGAGUCCCUCUCCUCUGCUUCCAGUCACAAACCCAGUGCAAGGGGCAAGAGAUACCUAAAGAAUCAUGCUACUGCCAGUGGAUAUAUGACCCUCCGUAAUGCCUGUUCUAAGGAAGAGGAAAGCAUCCAAAGCCCUAAAAAGAACGUUAAACAACAACUUGGUUUGGAUAGCGAUGAAGAGGAAAUGAGAGAAUUGAUGGAGUGUUCAAGUGUAAAUGAGAAUCAGAGGGUUGUUGCAAGUGAUUCUAAAUGGGGUCCAAAGAAGAAGAUUCCAGUUUCAUCAGGAAUGCCUCCUCCAUCUCCUAAGGAAAUUUCAGUGGCAGAGGGAUCUAAAGCAUCUUGUCUUCACAGCAAGUACUCGGAGAGUAGAGCUGGUUCACCACCCAGAAGCACGUCUCUACGACAUAACGCGAGAUCUCUGUCGCUGUCAUCUUCCAUGAAAGGCAAUACUGUAAAGAUUACUCUGCCUAGAACAGGCUACACCAAGCAAAGCCAAAGAUCCCUAGAAAGUGACAGAAGUGAAAUCUCUUCAUUAGAUGACUUGUUUUCUAGAGCAGCUGAUGCAGAAGAUUCAGCUAACAGCAGCUCAGAUGACUUCAGACUGAAUAUCCUGAGCCUUGAUGAUUUGGCACCAAAUAUCACCAGUGAGGCAGCAGAAUUAAAGCAGCAAGGGACACACAUGCAAAUUACUCAGGAACCAAACAGAAAGCCAAAAAAAGAUACAUUCCUGGUGGAAAAGGGCCAGGGUUCUCUUAGAAUGACAAGUGCAGUAACUGCUGUGAAGGAUCCUUCUGAUGAGGAUGUUGAAAAAACUGUGACUGAAGCUGGACUCUCCGGGCAUUUAAGUGGAGUUUCUGCAGAUUUCCCUAGACAGAAACAGGAUUAUCUUGAUCAUGAUGACAGAACUAUUAAUUCAGAGUAUUCUGAAGACUUUGAAAGGUCUCCAUCCACAACAGACAGGGAAUCUGUAGCAAAAACAUCAGAGGAACACUCGGAGAGCUGCACAUCAUCUGGAAAACACCCAUCUUCAGCAUCGUCACCUCGACUUCCCAGAGCGCGGCAGGAGCAGGUACACAGAGUGACUGUCAGAGAAACUGCAGUUCAGACAACGGAUCCUCUGUUCACCUACUGCUGGCCAAAGGCAAACACCUCAGCAGUACUUGACCCACCUGUAGGAAACAGUUACGUCGAUCCCAUACCUAUUGCCAGUCAUGUCAUCAGCAUGGAUGCAGUAGAAGCCUUGACAGCAUACAGCCCGUCAGCCCUUGCUUUAAACACCAUGUUGAAACAGCACUUGAUGCUGACUCAGCAGUUUGUAGAGAACAUUCAUCACCUUCACAUAUCACUCGUGGAGUCAUUAGAGAAUGAGAAGUUCCACUACCAUACCCUGGAAGAGGCUAAAGAGUACAUCAAGAAUCACAAAUCCCCACCUCUAACACUUGAGCAAGCACGUGAAGAAGUUCAGAAAGCACAGGAGGAAAAACUGCUUUGAUUCUUCAAACAUGGAGUAAAAUUUGUAUUUACAGAUCUCCAGCUGCCACAAGAAACCCUUCCAACUCACACAGUUAGUACAAAGCCUGCCAGAGCUUGCUUUAGAUGUUAUUGUACAUAAGUUAUUUUCAUAGAUCUGAUGUUUUUACUCACGUAGGUGAUACAGGGACAGGCAGGAACCUUCAGCCAGACUAUGUCAGAGUUCAGCAAAACCAAAACUAAGUGCUCACUUCUCUCCAGGAGUGUGGUAAGUCUGAUAGCACAGCAUGCACUUUAUCCUGUGAUCAUGGUAGAAGUAAAAGUCUGUAUUACAGCACCCAAGGAAGAGAGCAUAGUAGAGAAAUACCAUAUCCUGACUUAAGUGCCAUACAAUGUUUCUGUAGAAUUAGCCUUGUCAGAUUACUACAAGACCAAACACACACAAACUGAAGACAAAUUCACUACAAGGCAGGCUUAUAGCCAAUGGACAGGAAUCCACUGACUGAAAUACGAGCCACCAUUUUAUUUUUAUUUAAUAAAAAAAAAUGUGUUUAUUGGAAGGCAAAACAAAAUUCACAAGUUGGUAACACAGAGGUGGUGUGUGCUGAUUCACAGACAGUUACAGUUCCACAACUACAGUAGAUCUAGAACAAAUGGGUAUUUCACCAUAUUAACUGAAUGGUUUCAAGAGGGUUUUUGCUAUACAAACAAAAGACUCUGGAAGAGGUUAUACCACCACGCAGACCUCUGGAGUGGAAGUGCAGUGUAAGGGCCUAACACCUUCAACUGGUGGUCUCUGGAAACAGUUACAAAAUGGGUGGGUUUUUUUCCUCUCAUGUCAAUUAAAGGAAGGUUCCAAGAACAUUUUAUUGUCAGAAACUUGCAGAGCAGAGAAAAUGGAUUCUCUUCUAUUGAGCUACUUGGCUUUUAUUAAAGGGUAUAUACAAAAAUAUAAAAA
This is a messenger RNA of Neopsephotus bourkii (Bourke's parrot), 2821 nucleotides long. RefSeq names its product chromosome unknown C19orf44 homolog (gene CUNH19orf44). Lineage: Eukaryota; Metazoa; Chordata; Aves; Psittaciformes; Psittacidae. The transcript has 7 exons. The record is from RefSeq and is a predicted model, not a curated record. Bases 212 to 1885 code for a protein of 557 amino acids.